Strongyloides ratti is the source of this 234-nucleotide messenger RNA. RefSeq lists its product as hypothetical. The record is from RefSeq and is a predicted model, not a curated record. The transcript has 4 exons. NCBI's taxonomy places the organism in Eukaryota, Metazoa, Nematoda, Chromadorea, Rhabditida, Strongyloididae. The coding region runs from base 1 to 234 and encodes 77 amino acids.
AUGAAUCUCAUUGAAAUGAUGAAUCUUAAUAUUUCUAUAAAGAUUAACAUUUAUCACUACAACUCUUCCGUCAAAGCCACUGAUAUUUCUAUUUUGAAUUUUAUCAUUUUUAACAAAGUUUUAUCUAGAUUUCUGUCUUCAUUUAAGAAUACCCAAAUAUUCUUUUGUAUUGGUAUUAAAAAGAGGAAGAAUGGAAUGUCUAACAUUUCAAUAAAGGUUAUGACUGAUGAGUAG